UUAUAUUUGCAAACCGAAUUUAAACGUUAUUUUUGUAUCUGUUUAUCCCCUUUAAGUCCGCCCCUCCACUUUGCACCACUCUAAAAAGCUGCUCUUCUCCCGCUCCCUUCUUAUUCCGUCGCCGCGACUGAGACGCUCUCACGCUACAAAAAUGGGUCCUUUCACCUUAGCUAUCGAUACAAAAUCAUCCUUUUCCAACGAUGUACCCAUGAAGAAAAUGCAAAGCUCUGCUGCCUUUUCUCAACUUCAAACAACAAAGGCUUUUGCUUCAAUUAACGUCCAACAAGAUAAUAAACCCUUUGAUUUUUUGCGCAUUUUAUUCGAGGGAGUCAUUGCAGGAGGUACUGCUGGUGUUGUUGUUGAGACAGCAUUAUAUCCCAUUGAUACUAUAAAGACAAGGCUUCAGGCCGUUCGUGGUGGUGGAAAAAUAGUUUUGAAGGGUCUUUACUCUGGACUAGGCGGAAAUAUUGCCGGUGUCUUACCGGCUUCGGCAUUAUUUGUUGGAGUAUAUGAACCUACAAAGCAGAAAUUGUUGAGGAUGUUUCCUGAGAAUCUUAGCGCUGUAGCACAUCUAACAGCCGGUGCCAUUGGAGGGCUUGCAGCUUCUCUUAUUCGUGUUCCAACUGAGGUUGUCAAACAAAGGAUGCAGACUGGGCAAUUUUCUUCAGCUCCAGAUGCUGUCCGUCUCAUCAUCUCUAAGGAAGGUUUCAAGGGAAUGUAUGCGGGAUAUGGAUCAUUCUUAUUGCGUGAUUUGCCAUUUGAUGCAAUUCAGUUUUGUCUCUACGAACAACUUCGGAUAGGUUAUAAAGCAGCGGCAAGAAGAGAAUUGAAUGAUCCAGAAAAUGCUAUCAUUGGGGCUUUUGCUGGUGCACUGACUGGAGCUAUAACUACACCACUUGAUGUGAUUAAGACAAGGUUAAUGGUUCAGGGUUCAGCUAACCAGUACAAAGGGAUCGUUGAUUGUGUUCAAACUAUUGUCAGAGAAGAAGGACCCACUGCUAUGCUCAAGGGAAUAGGGCCAAGAGUACUGUGGAUAGGUAUUGGUGGUUCAAUUUUCUUUGGUGUACUAGAAAGAACAAAGCGGUUUCUUGUUCAGAGGCGUCCGGGUCCAGUAUCUGAGGAGCACCCAAAAGAGGAAUAAGUCGGUGAAAUGUCUACAGAUAGCAUACAUAUUGACAGCGAGAAGCAUCAUGGAUCAUGCUGCUGUUUUUCUUGCUUGUGCAAGCAAUUGUCAUUGAUCUAUCAUCCCCAGCAGUUUUCAAUGGAGGUCUGAUCAAUCAAUCCCUGAAAUUGGGCAUUUUGCAUUAUGAUUUCACGCUACGACUGUUCAUUAAAUACAUUGCACGCCCUGUUUAUAGGCUGAUUCUGUUUUUUAUAAAAGCAUUUUGCUAGCUAAA
Molecule: messenger RNA, 1397 nt
Organism: Mercurialis annua (annual mercury)
Lineage: Eukaryota; Viridiplantae; Streptophyta; Magnoliopsida; Malpighiales; Euphorbiaceae
Product: S-adenosylmethionine carrier 1, chloroplastic/mitochondrial
Exons: 12
Coding region: 152-1141 (329 amino acids)
Biological process (GO): transmembrane transport
Cellular component (GO): mitochondrial inner membrane
Molecular function (GO): S-adenosyl-L-methionine transmembrane transporter activity
Source: RefSeq, a predicted model, not a curated record